Echinostoma caproni is the source of this 11511-nucleotide messenger RNA. NCBI's taxonomy places the organism in Eukaryota, Metazoa, Platyhelminthes, Trematoda, Plagiorchiida, Echinostomatidae. The record is from the annotation of a GenBank genome assembly.
AUGGACGGCCGAGCGUUCUUGCAUGUGGAACACCAUGACCUAAAUCACGUCGGAGUUAAUUCAGAACGGAUUAUGCUGACAAUUCUCUAUUUGUUUAUUGUGUCUUUUGCCUCAUCAUUUGGUCAGGGUCGAAUAUGCGCGAAAAUACCGGCCUAUGCACAUCCGAACGCUUAUCCGGUGAACAACUUUGAUUUAUUCGAAUAUUACGGAGUGAGAUUUUUCAAAAAUUAUAUCCACCCAGGAACUGGAAGACAUUGCACCGAAUUUGAAUUAGACAAAAAAGUUCAAAUAUUGCGUUUUGUGGCAUACAAUGCUCAAACUGGUAGCAUCUAUCAUGACUGUAAGCCACAGGAUCCGGCUUCAUCCGGAUGUUGCCCGAAUGUCCGGUCUCAAGACAGGCCUCAGUUUGAAGAUACUUGUCAGACAGUACUGUAUUUUAUGCUGAGCAAAUAUGGGACUAUUCGAAUGAUAUGGGAACACAUCACAGGUGCACCCAAUUGGAACGAUACGGUGAUUGAUGUAUAUGUGCAAUUUCACAAUCGACAGGCACGUUUUGUUCACAUGGAUAAAAAUUUGUUUGGAUUAGACAGUUGUUAUCAUAUUGCCCGACACGGACACACUUCAAGUCCAAAAGGCUUCUCUGAGGCAUUUGAUACGGCCGAACAAAAACGAUUGGAAUUUCAAAUGUUGGAAAAAUUUAGUCCAAUCUAUCCCGCUUAUCAAGCACGACUGAAUUUGUUGAUGUGGACUAGUACAUUGCCCCUGAACGUAGUUGCAUAUGUUUUCACUGGCAAUUUAUACACCUCCCCGCAUGUGGAGCGACAAAGGGUGACACACUUUUCCACGUCAACCGCACCAAGUAGUGCGUUUCAUGAGAUUAUCCAAUUUUAUCCGAAUUAUCGCAGCUAUAUCAAAACAGCUACCAUUGAAGUUCAGGUGAAUCGAGAUGCGAAAGCGUUGCUCAUCCUAUGUGGACCUCAAAUUGACGCUGAUCUGGACCAUAUUAACCAAAUAGUAAACAAAUGGAUUUCGGGGGACUAUUCUGUCCCAUCAUUUGAUUGGCCUCCCGGAAAAAAUUGGGCUGUUCGUCUGAUUCGUCUGGAGAUCACCGAGAGUGUGGUUGUUCGGGAGGGUGAAACGGUUCGAUUUGGACGCAUCAAGAUUCCGCCGAUACUAAUCAAAUGUUUCGUGCGACAGAACAUGCACGAGUCCUAUAGGGAAACUAAUAGAAUCGUGGUGGAAUCGUUUAAAAGCGCUUACGAAAUAAAAUCAGUCACUGUACCGGAUAGUGGUAUGUAUAAAUGUGUCACAUCACAAGGCUCGAUAGAAUUUCAAAACGUUUACUUGGUGGUACUUCCGAGAGAAUCCGAUAUACAAAUAUAUCUGACAAACAAGCCACUUUUGUUAGGUGAGGAUUUGAAAAAUUACUAUCCGUUCAUUCCACUUAAAACGUUGUAUUUAUUCCCGGGCGAACCACUGAUUGUCAAUUGUGUCUACAAUUUGACCAGAGCAAUUGACAAUUUCAGAGGUUUAGAAUUUGAAGAUAACUUGGCCACGACAAAGCGUGUUAUACCGUUACGUUUUCUCGGUCGACAUGUACGUUUACUCCAGGAAACUUUUCUUUUCGUUCAGUCCUAUGAAAUUGAUCAUAAUUUGCAUUAUACAGAUGGAGAAUUUCAUUGGUAUAGGUGCGGACAUGUGUACGAACAAAAUUUUGAUUUGGUGAAAGACAGUGAACUUCUCAGGAAUUAUAACACCAUAAGACCUUUGAAAAGAAUCACUUAUCAUACACUUGAACUACAAGUGCACAUAUUGCAUCCUCCCAAAUUACUGCGCAAUCUGAGUCGGUCUAAUAUGAUCGAAAUACGGAAAGGGUUGUCUGAGGGAACCGCCAACGAAGAACACAUCCACUAUGUAACAAAUCAAACAUUACAAAUCCCAUUCCGUCCCGGGACCGCAGAAUGUGAUAUUCCGGCGGUAUAUGACAUAAAAAAUUGUCAUCCAUCUGUGUGGAUAGUGGAAACCACAUGGAAACGAGUGAAUUUCACAUUUUGUCCAGUCAAAAUCCGUAAUCCUUCUAAAGAACUGAUCAAAACUAUUAACCGACAAAUGACUUAUACAUUCACUCCUUUCUGGUCAGUGCAUCGGAUACAAUUUGUUUGCAAUUUACAUAUGUAUCACAAAGUUCUGGUGAUAAUGAUUACUUGUCGGAACGGUUUGUCGCACAAUCUGACUGAUGUGGAUGAUGCAAUUCGAAACAAAUUGUUCAUACAAAUCGGCUCGAGGUUAACCCGGAAACCAACUGUGGACAAUUUACAAUCAGACAGUCAAUCAAACGGUUUGUCUGAUGUAAUAUUGCUCCCGUUGAGACCAACCUGGUCGUCCGUGGUGAAAGAGGGCCAGUCUGUUCAAAUUCCCUCACUCUGUUCAUGCAGACCGAAUGAAAAUGUAACUUGGGCAUAUCGUUUAACCCUAUCCCGAUCGUUCGUGCCUAUAUCUAACAGGUUUCAGAUCAAAGAAAGAAAUCGGAUGAAAUUGUUGGAACUACGAAAAGUGACAAUUGCGGAUGGAGGAUGCUAUACGUGUUUUUGCAAUAAAGAAGAUCAAAUCAGAUAUUGGGAUGAUCGAACCAUACACGAACACACACUGUGUCUGACUGUACUAGGCAGUGUGGGAGAACACUAUCUUUUGUAUCAUGAAACAAAACUCUAUCCACCGAGCCAAACCAUGCGAGUAGGUGAACCGUACAGACUGGUCUGUACUGUGAAUGCACCGGAACACAUCAUUGGACAACUGCGCAUAGAUAUUCACUACCGAAUCGGGGAAGAUGUGACAAAAUAUAGGAUAAAAACGGAAAAACUAUCGCACAACUCACUAGGACAUUGGAUAACGUAUGUACAAGAAUAUCGGAUUGCCAGAAACGUGACGGAUAUGCAUAAAACUCAUUCAUUGGAAUGGAUCUACUUCGUAGAAGGUCAAACGGAUUUGCACAGUGAAAGUUUUAGUUUACAAAAGCGUAUAACUGUGGAAAUAGAUCAAAAUGUUGAACCACAAAUUUUGGAUGAACAUUUAUACUGCACCGUACCUUACAUAUUCUCCAAUUAUGCCGGAGACAGCUGGCCCAUGAGUGCCCGAGAAUUUCAUAGAACUGGAACACCAGAAAGACGUUUGGAACGAGCAGUAAAAAUAUAUGUUCCAGUGAAAUUCUACAAUGCAGACCCACAUGUGUGGAUGUGGUUACUAAAAACGGACCUGCGCUACGAUAGUUGUAUACUGUUGGAAAAGAACGAAAUAAGGGGAUUAACGGAUAAUGGACGCGUGCAAAAUUUCACAUUCACUUGCCGAAUUCGUGCCGAAUGUACCGCUCUGAUAAUUAUCGGACUCAACAAAAAGGGUGCAACAGAGCCAGUGAAAAAAAAUCUAAACUUGUAUUUCAUUUUGCAGAUUAAAGCGUUCUAUGAAAUGCCAUUGGCAACGGUAAAAAAGAAAUUCACUUUUCCGCAUGGAACAUGGGCCACAAUGCGCGUGCAACGUCUUAAUCUCGGCUGGGCUGCUGCGGUCUAUGAAGGUGAUCAAAUCAUAUUUUUAGGAAGUCAUCACAAAGCUGGUUACGUUCAAUUUGAUGUGUUCUAUCGAUUUAAUCAGACGAGUAAAUUCCGACCAAUGUAUUUGAACGAGACAAUCGGGAUAGAUUUGUUUAAACGACCAGCCCGUUCCAAAUUAAAUGAUACGGGUUAUUGGAUGGCACGGAUGACCCGGCAAAGAUCGGACGUGUUCGAACGCUUUGUGAAAGUAAUUCCGAAAAAACCAAAGAUAGCAUUUUAUGCAUCUUUAAAUGAGUUAAAACAGUACAAUGAAGCAGAAGAUCUGAUUAAAACAAAUCACAUUGGUACAGUGCACGAGAAUCGUUUGUAUUUUUUCUACUGUGUGGUAAAAGACGACCCGAACAUACUUUUACCUCCCAUUAGUGUCAAUCUCUCGCUGACCGAUGCAGACGGAACAGUAGUACCAAUUGACUAUAUCGGUCAAGAUAAACAACCAACUGAGUCACGAUUCGCAUUCAGAGCAAUGAUACCGCCUUACGGUGUACUACUUAUUCCGCUCAGGAUGCACAUUCAAGUUGUCUAUCCACGAUCCAUAUUACCGACAUUGACAGCCAAGGAAUUCGAGUUCCGGCGAACACAAAACGAUUCUAUCGAAUUUGAAAUCAAACCUGAUAGUUCAGCCCCGCUCUUAUUUCCGGAAAUCACAGAGUGUAAUAAUGAUACUGUAUUGAGAAAUAUGAAAGGUCAUGCGUAUGGGACUUUCAAUCCGAGCCAAUUUUCAAUAUCCGGUGCCCUUCAUCGAUUUCGUGAACAAUUACUCAGUUGUUCGAUCUUUCACACAUGUCCCCGGGAUCAGGAACUGCUAACAGUUCAUUUUGUACUCAGACGGGAGAAACGUGCUGUGCUUUGUGAUGUGCACUCAUUUAGAGAACAAAAGGGGAACAAAUUUGUUCAACGUUAUCAUCGAUCGUUAAAACUGAAAAAAAUUUGCAUUCAUAAAUUUGACUGUCCGAUCAAUGCGGAUACCGGUGCAUUGGUUGUGCUUUUGACCCAUUGUGACAACAAUUGUAGCAUUGUACAAAAAUCUGAACAGGUUUUGGAUUUCUACGUGCAAAAUGUGUUCGAUUACUAUCAGAAUUCAUCCAAUAGAAUCGAGACAACUCUGGACCAACAGAAUCAUACAAUUCGUGUGGCUUCAUUUAUUCAACGCAUUUCGACCGAAUAUCACGGCUCAAUGGAGAUCAAUGAACGAUGGAAUGUGUGGUUCAGGCCGACGAAAGGUUGUACGAUACGGAAUUACAAGUGUUAUCAUACUGUGUGGAAUCGAGAAAACGAGACAACGGAAUUAAAAAUGAACAAGAAAAGGGACUAUUAUCAGUCUCAGAAAAGGGUCAGCUCCCGAGAUACUGGCCACGUUUGGUGCGUCUGUGACCGGACAGUGUUCAUGCCAAAGCAAUGGUAUUUUAUUAUACCAGCGGAAGAGGAAUUCCGAAUCGAGAUUUCCCUGAUCAAGUUCAACGCCAGUGAAAAUCCCGUGAGAGAUGAUGGACGCCGAUCCGGACAAAGUUACCGACACUUUAUUUUCCAGUUACCCCUGUAUGUGUACUGCUUCCAACCGAUUCAUACAUAUUACGGUCCGGACAAUCAGACCAAUAACUUUCUACUGAGGUGGGACGAUUCUGUGGUAGAUUUUAUCCCUUUGAAAGCUCUUCCAAUAAUACAAAACCGAACACAUUUGCGUUACACAUUUCAACUCGAUCCGUUGGAAUACUAUCGUCCAGACAGAGUUCUAAGAUUCCUUUGGGUCAUUAAAUACAAUGAUAAACUUUUGGCUCCGAAUGACAAUCGAGGAAACAUGCCGAUUAUGCACGUUGAACAAACGAUCGAACCAAUACAUCACAGAAGCACUACACGGUUGUAUGAUAAUUCGCUUAGAUGCAAUCGAUUGGAAUUACUGAAUCAUUGGAAUGGAUUUGGUAGAGGUAUAUUCAAUACCGAGUUGUUACAGGUAAAUCGUUUGGAAAAGAAACCGUUGGAAGGUGAACUGCAUUGUAAUUUUAAGUACAGUGAGGAUAAUAGAAAUCACAAAAUAUUAGUCUUUAUUACGGAUGCCCAAAACGAUUUGCAUCGAUCGUGUGUCGUGAAAGUGCAUUUGGACACGGAACUUAAAGUGUGGGCAGACAUAGCAAAACACACCUGUACCUUCUCGUGUUCUGUAUUCGUAACAGAUAGUCUACUAACAGUUGCAAUAUUUCUGAACACGGAUUCGGCAAAAUAUAAAAAUACAGAGAAAGAGUUCUAUGCAUUUGUAAUGCGGGAGUUGAGAUAUCUAUUAACCAACCCCGAUAACCAAACACAAAAUCCAUUCAUACUACCGUAUGGGAUAUAUGUGGAAUCCAGAUUUGUGCGUCUCAAUGUCGGUUGGAAAAGUGUCUACGAGACUGGUCAGAAGUGGAAACUGCCUGUCUUUCAUCGUCGGGAUAAUUGUAAGCAGGCAAUUAUAGAAAAAAUGGAAUCGGGAGAAUGGGUUCAAAAACAAGUGAUCAAUAGAAAAUCUAAGGGUGCGGAGAUCGUUUCCAGUGAUAAAGAACUUCAAUGGACGGACACCGGUUUCUAUAGGAUCACAUGCAACAAGAAUCUGAUUGCUGGUGCACGUUUAUUGAUCGUUCUCCCACAUAACUCCAUGAUUGAGACAUACACCAUACAAAACGAGCAGACAAAAGAAUACGGUGAAUUAUUUUGGCUUGAUGUGAAUAAUAUUUUCUACGUAAACGUUCGACCUCAUCCGAUGUUUGAAAAAGACGGAAAACUUGAACUAGUAUUGAAAGAUUUUGCUCCUACCGGUCAACACAGUCAGUUGGUCCCAUUCGAACCGUUGGAAGUGAUUUAUCACAAUCGAUUAGUUUAUUCGUUUCGAGUUCGUAUUCCCAAAGCCAAUACCUAUAGGCGACCGCUUUUAGCCAUCAUAAAACAAACAUUUCAAACAAUUGUACGCACCGAAUAUGAUACAAAUCCCGGUAAUAUAAGCUGGGUGAUAGAAAAACAAAUUUCCAUAAACAUACGCGACGAUAUUCGAUUGCCACUCAUAUUUGACGAAUAUACAUAUUGCGAACGCGCUCAACUGUUUGAAAAUAAUCAGCAUCAUGGAAAUGGUCGAUUUGAUCCAGUCUUAUUUUAUCGUGCACUUGAAAAUCGGACGUUGAUUCAGGAAAAAGUGGAACCCUGUGCAAUGACCUAUAGUUGUAGACAUUCCGAUUGUACUGCUCUACUGUUUGUGAUCUCUACGGGGUCCGAAAUCCCGCAACAGUGUCAUGCGCUCGCAGACACAGACGAACUGCAUUUUGGUAACCCGUGUAAAUGGACUCCGGAUAGAACGAAUACGACGAGAAGAAAACAAUUUCGAUGUCGUCUACAACCGCACGCAAUUGCAAUGCUUUUCGUUCUGAUAGAUUACUCCAACGGGACUGCGGGCAAUUCGGACCGGAUGCUAAAUCGCACGGUAAACUGGUUCGAACGAAAAAUUCACAAACACUUGACAAACGGGACAGAUGAAACGGUCGAACAGAUCCCGAUUCUCGCGGGGAUUGCACUUUGCACUCGCCUAUAUCGAAUUCGUAUCGGUUGGAGUGCAUCGGUUCGGCUAAAAAACUACUGGCGAAUGGUGGUUCGUAGAUCGGAUGAGCCAAGGAGCUUAACAUGUUACUAUCGACGUACACCAGCAGAAGAUUAUCAGAAACUUUUCGAGUAUCAAUUUACCUACUCGGAACUGGCGUACACCAGGCCUGUGCCUGUGGAAAUCCAGCACACGGGCUAUUAUGAGUGGAGAUACAUGGAAAACGGUUCUCCGAAAACGUUAGGCGUGUCACGCUAUAUACUGGUCAUUCCGGAUGAGUCUAUGUUACAAAUGACAGUUAGCCGCGAACUGUUCGAUACUAAGACCGAUAUACAAUACGAUUCACCCAGGGUAAAAAAAUAUCAUCUUCCUGCAGAAGGAUCUGUUUACAUUUACUGUGCUCAAACCUAUGUGCCUAGUCUUCCAAGACCGUUCACAUUCAAUCUUGUUUUCAGUACAACAAGAAAUCCGAGAGUUCAGACCAGAGAGUUGGAGAAAUUUCAGACUUAUAUUAAACAGUACGAAGAGCGCCACGUAUACAAAUUUGACAGUUACUUGUAUCGAUUUGCUUCAUCCUCCCUGGUGGCCACUUGCAAUUUGGCUUACAACAGUUCCAUAUUCUCCGCAGAUGAUCUGAUUGAAUCGAAAACAAUGAAACCAUUUAAGAAGCAAAGAACACUGGAAUUACCAGACGAAUUUAUUUAUACCCCGGUGAUAUUUCACAAGGAGACCAAAACAAGUGGACCUGCAUUUCUGGACAAUUACAAUGAGAGUGUCAAACGAUUGAGCGCGGUCGAGUUCUUUAAAAUGGUCAAUUCGGAACGGAUUGCCGAACAGAUUGUACAAAUUAAUGUGACUCAUUACAAUGGUCGUGGUAGAGCAUUUGAGCGAAUAUGGUUUUUAGGGCAUAAAGAUCAAAUGAUAAGAUGCAGGCAACCGGACCGGAUCGAGUUGAAUUCCUCGUUUCGGAAAACAGAUGAGGAAUCGGAACCUUUGUUCCCCUAUGAGAAUAUGUACAUGUCCAUUUUCGAGUGCCUCAUCCAACCGUCUUUCAAGGCCAUGAUACUCGCAGUGGUCAAUAUUGAAAAAGAUCGAGGUAUACAAACACGAUUAUCCAACGAAAUGGAAAAAGAAUUUCGUAAAAUUGUUAGUUAUUUCUACGCAAAUCCAUCGUCUAAGGAGGUUAAGGAAUACCGAUUUAAAAAACAUAUAUGGGGCACGUAUAUACUGGUACCCAUAAAAGCGGGCUGGAAUGCAUCGGUGCCACUCGGCAGUUACUGGAGUAUGCUUGUUCGUGACAGAUCAGAUCCAUACAAGAAUUUACAAUGUAUGUAUUCACAAUAUGAAGAUCAAUAUUAUAAAUGGAUCAAAUUAGACAUGAAAUCAGACCAAAUACAGUAUACACAUACCAAGCCAGCCGAUUUUUAUGACAGCGGUUGGUACAAAUGUUGUUUCCGAGAAAAUUGUUUCUCUCUUCCCCGAAAUUUGUAUGUGAUUCCCACUCGGGCAAUUAUCAGAGGUUUAUUUUUAGAUUUACCGCCUGAAGUUUUUGACAUUGAUCAGUAUCCGCAAGAUAUUCAGAAUUUUGUAAUCUUCUAUGGUCAACCAAAGUAUGGUUACUUCAUCGUUCAGACCAAGCCUUAUGGCCCAAAAUAUGAUAGAUACACAUUGGAAAUCAGAGCUGUGGAUUGGGAAAGUGGUAGAUUAGUUGAGAUCAGUUACUAUCCACUUGGUAUCAUAGUGUUCACAUAUCUUGACGUUUUUGUAUACAAACUGACUGGUCCGGAAUACGGCGUCUAUCGUGAACCAAUCAAAGGACAAUUCAAAAUGUUUUUUUCGGACGCUAAACUUAAACAGGAAGAUCUAAGGGAGGACAGGUAUAUACAACCAGUGAUUUUCGAAUUUAAUUAUCACGUUUAUAAAACUAUUCGGCCAGUAAUAUUUUAUGAACUGUCUACUGCAGAUAAUGCAGUCAUUCAGAAUACUUUGACCAAAUUAAAACGAAACAUUAAAUAUGCAGAUGAAUUUGUAAUCCCAGAGGAACCGGUGACAGAAGCGAUAGUCCAAUUUGAUUUGUUUAUCGGUCUAGGAUAUCCCGUAGGUCGAUUUGCAAUGGAAAUAUUCCAAGACACCGGUCAAAUCACCUACGAGGAAUGUGCAAUAGUCAAGCAGAUAAAUCUGACCAGUAAAAAUGUGCCCGACCAAAUAAAAAAACAUCGAACAUUUGAACAAACCAAUGGGACUGGAUUUGUACGCCUACAGAUUCGGUGUUUUGCGACAAUUUACAGUGUGGCUAUUAGCAUGUACGCAUGGAACGUGCGUCCGAACGGUCCUAGCCUAGAUCAGGCCAAAUUUGAGUUCAAUCUACGUUUUCGACCGAUCGUUAUGAGUUGGAUUAAAACACCGGAACCAAACGUUCCGUAUCCGAUCGAAAUGCCCAACUAUGGCUUGGUCGAUUACAGUUGUUUCGGAUUCACAGUCGAAUCGAAAGUACUGUUUGAGAUUGAUGAACCAUUGCAAAUUUUUGGACUGUUAAAAAAUGAGAUUGGCCCAAUCGAGUGCUACUUCCGUCCGAAAAGUUCCGACCAAGUGAAACGACUGGAUUUGGAUUUUCGUGUGAAAAAAUAUACGAGUCAAAUAGAACUGACUCAUCCAGCACUGAAGUUUGAGCAUAAUGGAUUGUACUCGUGUAAUGCUUCAAAUACAUCUUGUCCGACCUGUGCACCGAUUGUGGUCUUGCCGGAACGUACGAUUUAUGUGAUGCCAAACGAAUCUAUCACUUCUCUGUUGGUGACCGGACAAGAAUUUGGUCAGAACGAAAGCUGGCUUGACGAUCCCGGUUUACUGGAUCAUCGAGGGAAUCCGGUACUGUCGUGUGAAACACCAUACGUAUUUCAUUGCAUUUAUUUCUCCGGUGUGGCAACCAUACCACCACCAUCGGUCAAUUUUCAACUUUCAUCAAACAAGUCCGAAGUGAUUCCAUUAGCAUUCAGUGAGCGGGACAAUCGAACAAUUCAUUCAUUUCUCGCCUACACACCCGAGGCAAAUAUCGAUAGUCCGACACUGACAGCCGAAUGCCGGUUUGAUUAUAAUUUCACACGAAAAACCACAUAUCAUUCGAAACAAGUACAACGCUUGGUUACACGUACACGCCUAGUCAGGUCCAGAAUUACCAUUCCAGCCAACAUAUUCACUCAGUACACAACAUCGACUAAUAAACCGAUGGAACAAUUGUAUAGGAAUCUCAGUGGUCCUGUUCUGACAGCCAAACAAUUCCAUGCGCAGUACUGGAUUCGUCGUGAACCGGAAUGCGUGGUCACGAUCAGUCAUCUGAUAUCGCUAGGUCAUCCGACAGGUUUCGUGGAUGUAUGGACAGUUUUUCAGGACGGUCAAUCGGUUUAUCAGGAACCAUGUGUGAAAGUCAAUUCUACCGAAUUACAAUUCGAACGAUUGCCCAAACCCAUCAGACCACAGCCAAAUUUGCAUCAAUUUCUAAAAUCCAGUUUUGUCAAUCUCACCGCGAUUUGUGUAGUUCGACCGGAACAGGUUGCAUUGACUGUGGUCGUAUGUAAUAACAGACAGACACUGAUGACCAGGAAAAUCGAUGCGAACUAUCAGUCUGGUCUGGUAAAAAACAUACACAGUUGGAUAAAACAACCGAAACAAGAAGACAUUUUAUGGGCAAACUCAACAUUCGAUCGUUAUUGCACCCAUAGAACUAUUCGUUUGUUUAUCGGUUGGAAUGCAACUGUGUGGACAAACACACCGAUCCGGAUGCUUGGCUAUCGGGAGAAAAAUGAACGUGGACGAUUGCGAUGCUAUUAUCAGCCGGAAAUUUCGGAAACAUUUCUACCUUUACCAUCCCCAUUUGAGAUUAUCGAACGCAGUGAUAUCGGAUUUGAACUGUAUAAACCGAGGGCGAAAUUGGAUGAUCAUGGCUAUUAUACCUGUAAUAUGACUCGUUUUUGUGCAAACUGUUCAGCCCGAACCGUGCUGGUUCUCCGACACCUAGUCGUGCUCCCAUCCGAACAACAAAUUCGUCUCUAUCUACGCCCAACAAGCGAUCGAGAUGACAAAUGGACAAAACCUGAAUUCAAUCAAUGCGAUACAGAUCGUGUCCCAUAUCUACUUGCAAAACAGCAGACAUUUGUAUUCUGUAAUUAUGCUUUUCUCAAAAAUGUGAUUUCUGUAGAGGCUAAAAUUUGGGUGAAAAUGACCGGGGGGCAAACCAGCACAUCACAAUCGGUGGACAUGUCCCAUGCGAAACGAUGGGACUUGGGAAAUGAUCGGCAAAGCAAUAUCACCGAAGUGUACCGUCUGCGCGCACCGGAACCACGAUAUGUGANAAUUUGA